Molecule: messenger RNA, 8435 nt
Organism: Porites evermanni
Lineage: Eukaryota; Metazoa; Cnidaria; Anthozoa; Scleractinia; Poritidae
Source: the annotation of a GenBank genome assembly
GAAAAACCGGAAGGAAAACUAGGAAGAUCUGCGUCGCAACGGAGAAAAGGUAACCAAAAAACUGGAUUAAAAAACACUUCAGUGAAAAUACUCUUUAGUUUGGCUUUGUUGUCAGGACUUUUUAUAGCUCCCUUAUUAAAAAUCCGCUCCCUCUGUUUCUUUUCUUUCUAGCCAAAGAGAAUGGAUUAUAAUACGGGAGGAUUCUCUGUUUUGAUUGAACUUGGGAAACGUUGUUUGUCGUUAAAUAUAAAGCCGGUGUGUUUUCAAUUUUAAUUCCUGAUGAUUGAUUUUCUGUGUUUUUUUGCUCUUCUAUUUGAGUCUUUGACGUCUUCGAGUAGUUUGGUUUGGUUCGUUGAGUUCUUUUAAAGCAUAGCUUUGCAUUGCGGCUAAAUGACUUUUUAAUAGCGAGAUAGUUUUCUUUAGUUUCCCCAAAAGUGCCUGGAUGCUGAAUUGCAAGCUUUUGUUUUUAUGCAAAAUAGACCAAGAAAAUGUAUCUAUGGAAGCCUUUCAAGACUUUCUAGAUAACUCUAGAUAACAGGAACGUGGAUUUAACCCAACAGCAAAAUUGGCCUUUUCCAAAGGCCAAUCCCUCAUUCACCAUCACUGUUCCACCACCAAUGUUCAACCAUCACUGUCCGACUCUAUCACCACACUCUUCCACCAUCACUGUUCCACUGUUCCACCAACACUGUUCCACUGUUCCACCAUAACCAAUCCACCAUCGCGGUUCCAACAACACUAUUCCACUGUUCCACCUCAGUGUUCCACCACACUGUUCCACCAUCACUGUUCUACUAAACCACCAACACUGUUCCACUGUACCACCACACUGUUCCACCGUCAUUGAUCCACUGUUCCACUCUCACUGUUCAACCAACACUGUUCCAUCGUUCCACCCACACUGUUCCACUGUUCACCACACUUUUUCACCAUCACUCUUCCAUUGUUCUACCAUCACUGUUCCACUAUUCCAUCAACACUGUUCCACUGUUCCACCACACUGUUCCACCAUCACUAUUUCAUUGUUCCACCACACUGUUCCACUUUCACUGUUCCACUGCUCUACUGUUCCACCAGCACUGUUCCAUAACACUGUUCCACAAACACUGUUCUACUGUUCCACGAACACUGUUCCACUGUUUCACCAACACUGUUCCACUGUUCCACCAUCACUGUUACACUGUUCCACCAUCACUGUUCCACUGUUCCACCACACUGUUCCACUGUUCCACUGUUUUACCACACUGUUCCACAAUCACUGUUUUACCGUUCCCCCUAUUUCACUAUCACUGUUGCAUCUACACUGUUCCACCAUCACUGUUCCACUGCUCCACCAACACUGUUCCACUAUUCCACCAACACUGUUCCACUGUUCCACCACACUAUUCCACCAACACUGUUCCACUGUUGCACCACACUGUUCAACCAUCACUAUUCCACUGUUCAACCACACUGUUCCACCAUCACUGUUCCACUGCUCCACCAACACUGUUCCACUAUUCCACCAACACUGUUCCACUGUUUCACCACACUGUUCCACAAACACUGUUCCACUGUUCCACCACACUGUUCCACCAUCACUGUUCCACUGCUCCACCAACACUGUUCCACUAUUCCACCAACACUGUUCCACUGUUUCACCACACUGUUCCACAAACACUGUUCCACUGUUCCAUCUAACUAUUUCACUAUCACUGUUCCACCUACACUGUUCCACCAUCACUGUUCCACUGUUCCACCAACACUGUUCCACUAUUCCACCAACACUGUUCCACUGUUCCACCACACUAUUCCACCAACACUGUUCCACUGUUGCACCACACUGUUCAACCAUCACUAUUCCACUGUUCAACCACACUGUUCCACCAUCACUGUUCCACUGCUCCACCAACACUGUUCCACUAUUCCACCAACACUGUUCCACUGUUUCACCACACUGUUCCACAAACACUGUUCCACUGUUCCACCACACUGUUCCACCAUCACUGUUCCACUGCUCCACCAACACUGUUCCACUAUUCCACCAACACUGUUCCACUGUUUCACCACACUGUUCCACAAACACUGUUUUACUGUUCCAUCUAACUAUUUCACUAUCACUGUUCCACCUACACUGUUCCACCAUCACUGUUCCACUGUUCCACCAACACUGUUCCACUAUUCCACCAACACUGUUCCACUGUUCCACCCCACUAUUCCACCAACACUGUUCCACUGUUCCACCACACUGUUCAAACCAUCACUGUUCCGCUGUUCCACCCACACUGUUCCACCAUCACUCUUCCACUGUUCCACCAACACGGUUCCACAGUUCCUUCACACUGUUCCACCAACGCUGUUCCACUGUUCCACCACACUGUUCCACCAACACUCUUCCACUGUUCCACAUUCACUGUUCCACUGUUCCACCACACUGUUCCACCAACACUGUUUCACUGUUCCACCUCACUGUUCUACCAUCACUGUUCCACCAACCCUGUUCCAUCAUCACUGUUCCACUGUUCCACCACAAUGUUCCACUUUCACUGUUCCACUGUUCCACCAACACUGUUCGACAACACUGUUGCACUUUCACUGUUCCACUGUUCCACCACACCGUUCCACAAACACUGUUUUACUAUUCCACCAAACUGUUCCAGUAUCACUGUUCCACCUACAAUGUUCCACCAUCACGGUUCCACUGUUCCACCAACAAGGUUCCACAGUUCCAUCACACUGUUCCACCAACACUGUUCCACGGUUCCACCACACUGUUCCACCAACACUCUUCCACUGUUCCACCAUCACUGUUCCACCAACACUGUUUCACUGUUCCACCUGACUGUUCUACCAUCACUGUUCACCAACCCUGUUCCACCAUCACUGUUCCACUGUUCCACCACAACGUUCCACUUUCACUGUUCCACUGUUCCACUGUUAAACAAACACUGUUCCACUAUUCCACCAACACUGUUCCACUGUUGCACCACACUGUGCCACCAACACUGUUCCACUCUUCCACGUCACUGUUCCACUAUUCCACCAACACUGUUCCACUGUUCCACCACACUGUUCCACCAUCACUGUUCCACUAUCACUGCUCCACUAUCACACUGUUCCACCAGCACUAUUUCACUGUUCCACCACACUCUUCCACCACACUGUUGAACCAACACUGUUUCACUGUUCCCCCACACUGUUCCACAAACACUGUUUUACUGUUCCACCUCACUAUUCCACUAUCACUUUUCCACCUACACUGUUCCACCAUCACUGUUCCACUGUUCCACUGUUCCACCAACACUGUUCCACUAUUCCACCAACACUGUUUCACUGUUCCACCACACUGUUUUACCAUCACUCUUCCAUUGUUCCAUUUUCACUGUUCCACUGUUACACCACACUGUUCCACCAACACUCUUCCACUGUUCCACCUCAGUGUUCCAGCAUCACUGUUCCACUGUUCCACCAAAACUGUUCCACCACGCUGUUCCACUAUCACUGUUCCACGGUUUCACCAUCACUGUUUCACUGUUCAACCAACACUGUUCCACUUUUCCACCGCACGGUUCCACUAUCACUGUUCCACCAUCACAAUUCCACUGUUCCACCACACUGUUCCACCAUCGCUGUUUCACUGUUCCACUAUGAGUGUUCCACCAACACUGUUCCACUUUUCCACCACAUUGUUCCUCCAUCACUGUUCCACUGUUCUACCAACAGUCUUCCCCUGUUCCACCACACUGCUCUACCAUCACUGUUCCACCUACACUGUUCCACCAUCACUGUUCCACUGUUUCACUUUCACUGUUCCACUGUUCCACCAACACUAUUCCACCACAGUGUUCCACCAACACUGUUCCACUGUUCAGCCACACUGUUCCACAAACACUGUUUUACUGUUCCACCUCACUGUUCCACUAUCACUGUUCCACCUACACUGUUCUACCAUCACUGUUCCACUGUUCCACCAACACUGUUCCACUAUUCCACCAACACUGUUCCACUGAUCCACCACACUGUGCCACCAACACUGUUCCACUCCUCCACCUCAGUUUUCCCCCAACACUUUUCCACCUACACUGUUCCAGCAUAACUGUUCAACUGUUCCACCAAAACUGUUCCACCACACUGUUCCACCCACACUGUUCCACUUUUCCACCACACUCUUCCACUAUCACUGUUCCACGGUUCCACCAUCUCUGUUUCACUGUUCAACCAGCACUGUUCCACUUUUCUACCCCACUGUUCCACUAUCACUGUUCCACCAUCACUAUUCCACUGUUCCGCCACACUGUUCCACUAUCGCUGUUUCACUUUUCCACUAUGAGUGUUCCACCAAGACUGUUUUACUGUUCCACCACAUUGUUCGUCUAUCACUGUUCCACUGUUUUACCACACUGUUCCACCAACACUGUUCUACUGUUCUACCAACACUGCUCCUCUGUUCCACCACGCUCUUCCACCAGCACUGUUCCACCUCACUGUUCCACCACACUGUUCCACCAACACUGUUACACUAUUCUAGCAACACUCUUAUACCAACAUAUUUCCACUUUUCCACUAUCACUGUUCCACUAACACUGUGCCACUGUUCCACCAUCACUUUUUCACAGUUCCACUUCCUUGUUUUAUUAACAAUGUUCCACUGUACCACCACACUGUUCCACCAUCACUGUCCCACUGUUCCAUUGUAGCACCACACUGUUCCACCAUCACUGUUCCACUAUUACUGUUCUACUGUUCCUUUACCAUUAUUCCCCUUUUUCACCAACACUGUUCGACAGUUGCACCACUCUGUUCCACCAUCACUGUUCCACUAUUGCUCUUCUUUUGUCCCGAGUCUUUGACGUCUUCAAGCAUUAUGGCCGAAUUUCAGUUCGUUGAGUUCUUUUGAAGUAUAGCUUUGCAUAGCUACUUUUUCUUAGCGCGAAAGUUAAGGACCUCGGUAGUUUUCCAAAAACUUGCAGCGAUUUAUUUCCAUGUACCAUUAUUAUUAUAACGAACGUUAUCGUUACUCUAUAUAUACUACUACAUGAGAAAUUUCUGCAAUUUGAUUGACUUAGAGCAGUGGUAUUUCAGCUUAAUCUGAAAUACCUACAUGUUACUUGUGAUAUUUCAAAAUUGUCUCAAAUUUCACUCGUCUAACUGCUCGUGAAAUUAUGUCUAACAAUUUCGAAAUAUCACUGGUGGUAUUUGUGCCAAAUAUAACUAUAAAUCAUGCUAUUACCUAUACUAAUAGGCCAUUUUCAUGAUGAAGGUAUUGGACAACAACUAUCAGAAUUUUUUUUUGCCUUCUUAUUUAAAUUUGUUAAACCAAUACGCCACUUCUACAUUUCUCAUCAUGCACCUUAUUUCCCUUCCAAAAAAAAUUUUGUGUAAGCAUUGCCUUCAGUAGAUUUUUUCGGCCAGUUUCCACUUUUCCAGAGAGUUUUGCCAGUGUUCACCCAGUGUUAAUUAUAACCGUGUUCUGAGCCAUUUUCAGUUUGCCGAACGCUUUUACGUAAACCCAUUUGUCGUGAACAGUUUCAUGAUAGCACAUGGCGUAGACUAGAAAAGCAUUUGUCUUCUUAAAAUCACUCACUAAGGAAGGGAUCUGGAGGUCCAAAGAAUUCCUAAACCGUGGUCUAAGUUAGACUUCAUUUAAAUAAAAUGAUAACCAACCCUUAUUUUCUCCUAAAGAGUGUUUUGUAAACUCUUUUCAGAUUCCAAGAUCUCGGCGAUCGUCGCGCCAGUGGUUGUUUUCGUUUUAGUCGCCCUUAUAUUAUUGGUUGGAUUCUUCUACUGGAGAAGGUAGGAUCACGCCUCACUAGAAACGCCAUGAUACAUUUUUUAAGAGAACCUGCAACAGAUGUAGUUAAAUGGAAACUGAAAAGUUGAGAUUGAAGAGGGAUCGACUUUCUUUCGUAAAGAGCGAAAGCAGCAGGAAAACGUCAAAAGAUUCAAAAUGGCGGUGCGCUGAAGAUAAAUAGAGAAUGUAAGCGUUGACAACGAGUUUGCCGAUUGAGCGCAUCGGUUCUUCGCAGCUGCACAUGCUCUAGUCGUUUUUACGGCAAGUUUUCAUCGAAAAGUCGAGGUGGCGAGAACGAGAUUUUUAAAGGAUCAGGAGCAACAGUUUCGAUUUGAUUUCGAAAUACUCGCUUACGUGACAGGCGCCGAAAUCGACUUCAAAUCAAUAACGAUUUUCGAAAUCGCACUCGUUGUCAACGUUAACACUCUCUAGUGUAAAGGCCAAAACAGGAAAUCUUUGUGCUACUUUUUUCCUUUCACUUGCCAGGAAAACAGUUGGAAUUUUGGCUUUCGUUUGAACCUAUUUCGUUCAAUUUGUUACAAAACGGAAGCAAAUAGAAAAUUAGUGAAAUUAAAACUAAUCGGGUACUACAACGCUGUCUGUCCCAGUGGGGAAGGGUACUCCGGAUUUAAAGUGACAGGGAUGAUCAAAGAUUUUUUGGGGGUUUCAAAUUUUCAAUUUCAGGAUAUUUUUGGAUUGGAAAAUUUUGGCAGGUAUUUUUCUGGGUAGCUUGAUUUAAGUAGAGUUUUUUUUGGGUAUUCAAAACAAUCUCAAGAUUCGAGAUAGUUCCCACGUAUCCCGGCCGCGUAGUUCCGCGAAAAGAUUAUUUUGGCUCGGAAAGUCAGCGUGAAAUUUUGGUUCAGGGAUUUUCCUGGAAUUUGUUUGAAGCCCUAGGGAUUUUUUUGGGUUUUGAUUUUUGCCCCCAUUCUAUCAUCCCUGUCACUUGAAAUCCUGAGUACUCCCCCCUCCCCUCCCCGGACUGUAUAUGCAGCCAUGACAAUGCUAUCGUUUUUUUUGCUUAUUCUAUGACAGAAGGAGAUCAAAUAAAAACUUGGAGAUUCAGCAAGUGACAUUCCAGAAGUAAGUAAUCUUAAAAUGAAUAUACUUAAGUCUUUUGCGGGUAGUAGUAUAAACAAAUAAUAGCAUGAUUUGUACGUGAUAUUUGGCAUAAAUACCACUCGUGAUAUUUCCAAAUUAUCUCAAAUUUCACUUGCCUAACGGCUCGUGAAAUUACGUAUAACAAUUUUGAAACAUCACACGUGGUCUUUAUGCCAAAUAUUACUACAAAUCAUGCUAUUACCUAUACAAAGCGCUGUUAUUUUAUUUAAUCACAUGUUACGUAUUUUUGAUUUGCAGAUCUGGCCAGGAACCUCUAGAAGGAGCAGUAAACCCUUUGUAUGAUGGGUAAAUAUGAUGAUAUUUCAGCUUUAGCACACUUCUCUUCUUUAUAAUAAUUUGGAUCAAAACCCUUCGGCUUUAGAAUUCACGAGCUUAGUGCACAACAGGGAUGAGUUCCAUUUUACAUGGAGGUGGUGGACCCCAGAUAGGUGGGGUAAAAUGUGGCGGGUCACCCCACUUAUCAUGUAAACGUGAUCAUCUUAAAACGAGCGAUUAUACGGACAGGCGGGUUGCCCCACCUAAGCGGUUUACCUCACCUACCUGAGGUCCCACACCUCGAUGUAAACAGCCCUUAAUCUAGCCUGUUCCAGGCUCAAAAAUUGUUAUGUGCAGAGAUCGUAAAUGCAGAUGCGAAAAAAAAAAUCGCAGGUCACGUGCACCUUGUUUUCACGACGUCCCUACCAUCUUAGGCUAUGUUUUAACCCUUUCACUGCGAGAGUGCUUGAUGGAGAUUUUAAGGUGACUCUAACUUUUGAGUCUGUGGAUGAAAUCCUAUGAUGUGACCAUUCAAAUGAAAGCUCUCUGCCUGUACUUCCACACAAUGCUAUUUGUUUUUCAGAAUUUCAGAACGUGAAAUUUCGAAAUUUGGUCGAAAUUUGCUUUUGGUUAAAUUUGGCUCUGAAAGGGUCAAACUAUACCGGAGAGCUUUUCGUGGCGCCACGAAAAGCUAUCCCCCAGGGAAGCUAUCUGUUAUAGUAUGGACAGAAGCGGCCAAUGGUGGGCAGCCCUAAAGUCGUUCACACACAUAUAUCCAAUAGGGAGUUUAAGAUAGCACGACGGCGACGGACACGAAAACGUGGCUUAACAAGUGAAUUUGUGUUCUUUUAAUCUCUAUCGCGAUUACUCCAACUCAUUUACUUUGUCAAAAGCAAGCGAACUCUUACUUCCGCGAGGAAACCGAAUACGUGUUCACAAUGCUCUAAAAUAUGGCACAAAACCUAUCCGAUAUGUGACGCUCCACUCUCGUUCCGUCACUGAAAUCGCGCCGCCACAACCGUUCUUUUGUGUGAACAGAAGCUCUGUCCUGUAUGAUUAUCGUGUCGGUCCAAACGUUAUACUGUGAGCACAGUUUUAGAGCCUAGCACGGCUAGAAUUAAUCCGGUCGAUAAAAUCAAAUAUUUUUCAACACACAAUAUAAAGUCAGACCAUCACAAGAACUUUCCAUGGUGGAAAAUUUUUAAAAUGGUGUUUCAGUUUAUAUUUAUCAUUUUGUUUUUGGUUUCUUGUUAGAGGUGAACUGCAGUUCCGUGACACCAAAGAGACUUAG